This is a messenger RNA of Anolis carolinensis (green anole), 4300 nucleotides long. Its product is annotated as zinc finger protein 850-like. The transcript is spliced from 2 exons. The record is from RefSeq and is a predicted model, not a curated record. Lineage: Eukaryota; Metazoa; Chordata; Lepidosauria; Squamata; Anolidae. Bases 408 to 2480 code for a protein of 690 amino acids.
CCGGACCCUUCCCUCGGCAGAGAGGGCUGUCCUGCGGAAAGAAGGGCGUCUGCAGGGAGGGAUUGGCGGAGACCGUGCAGAAGAAGCUCCAGGCCGAAGUGGAGAAGGAACAGCAGGUAACUUCUGAAAAAGCUCUGCAAAGAAUACGUUGUGAGAGCUUUGCCCAAGGAGUGCUCUAAGUCUAAAGGGACUUCAAAAUACACAGCAAUGACAACAAGAAAAAAUAAGUAGUAAAAAUAUAUUUCAAGCUACAAACCUAUGCAGUUAAGAGGAGGAAAUAAGAUUGUGCUGAAAAAAGAGAGGCUUGGGAAAGCGAGCAGAAGGCUACAGCAAUACAAAGACUGUGCUGCUCAGGAGGUUAUAUCUGUGAACCCCUGGCAUAAUAUUUGAAUUAUAAAUAUAAAAGAAUGGCAAGUCCUCUACCUCCCUAUCCUAGAUCACACACAGGGGAGAAGUUACAUCAGUGUAUGGAAUGUGGGAAACAAUUUGAUUGGAAAAGUUCUCUUACUAGACAUGAAAGGACCCACACAGGGGAGAAGCCAUAUGAAUGUGUGGAAUGUGGAAAGAGCUUCAGUCAGAGUGACAAAUUACGUUCCCAUCAAAGGACCCACACAGGGGAGAAGCCAUAUAAGUGCAUAGAAUGUGGAGAGAGCUUCAGCCGGAGUGACAAUCUACAUUCCCAUCAAAGGACCCACACAGGGGAGAAGCCAUAUAAAUGCAUGGAAUGUGGAGAAAACUUCAGUCGCAGUGGCAGUCUACGUUCCCAUCAAAGGACCCACACAGGGGAGAAGCCCUAUAAAUGCAUGGAAUGUGGAGAAAACUUCAGUCACAGUGGCAGUCUACGUUCCCAUCAAAGGAAGCACACAGGGGAGAAGCCAUAUAAAUGCAUAGAAUGUGGAGAAAGCUUCAGUCGGAGUGACAGUCUACGUUCCCAUCAAAGGAAGCACACAGGGGAGAAGCCCUAUAAAUGCAUAGAAUGUGGAGAAAGCUUCAGUCGGAGUGACAGUCUACGUUCCCAUCAAAGGAAGCACACAGGGGAGAAGCCCUAUAAAUGCAUGGAAUGUGGAGAAAACUUCAGUCACAGUGGCAGUCUAUGUUCCCAUCAAAAGAAGCACACAGGGGAGAAGCCACAUAAAUGCAUAGAAUGUGGAGAAAGCUUCAGUCGGAGAGACAAACUACGUUCCCAUCAAAGGACCCACACAGGGGAGAAGCCAUAUAAAUGCAUAGAAUGUGGAGAAAGCUUCAGUCGGAGAGACAAUCGACGUUCCCAUCAAAGGACCCACACAGGGGAGAAGCCAUAUAAAUGCAUGGAAUGUGGAGAAAACUUCAGUCGGAGUGACAGUCUAUGUUCCCAUCAAAGGACCCACACAGGGGAGAAGCCCUAUAAAUGCAUAGAAUGUGGAGAAAGCUUCAGUCGGAGUGACAGUCUAUGUUCCCAUCAAAGGACCCACACAGGGGAGAAGCCACAUAAAUGCAUAGAAUGUGGAAAGAGUUUCAGUCAGAGUGGACAUCUACGUUCCCAUCAAAGGACCCACACAGGGGAGAAGCCACAUAAAUGCAUAGAAUGUGGAGAAAGCUUCAGUCGGAGUGACAGUCUACGUUCCCAUCAAAGGAAGCACACAGGGGAGAAGCCCUAUAAAUGCAUGGAAUGUGGAGAAAACUUCAGUCACAGUGGCAGUCUACGUUCCCAUCAAAAGAAGCACACAGGGGAGAAGCCACAUAAAUGCAUAGAAUGUGGAGAAAGCUUCAGUCGGAGAGACAAACUACGUUCCCAUCAAAGGACCCACACAGGGGAGAAGCCAUAUAAAUGCAUAGAAUGUGGAGAAAGCUUCAGUCGGAGAGACAAUCUACGUUCCCAUCAAAGGACCCACACAGGGGAGAAGCCAUAUAAAUGCAUAGAAUGUGGAGAAAGCUUCAGUCGGAGAGACAGUCUACGUUCCCAUCAAAGGACCCACACAGGUGAGAAGCCAUAUAAAUGCAUAGAAUGUGGAAAGAGUUUCAGUCAGAGUGGACAUCUACGUUCUCAUCAAAGGACCCACACAGGGGAGAAGCCACAUAAAUGCAUGAAAUGUGGAGAAAGCUUCAGUCAGAGUGGCAGUCUACGUUCCCAUCAAAAGACCCACACAGGGGAGAAGCCACAUAAAUGCAUGAAAUGUGGAGAAAGCUUCAGUCAGAGUGGCAGUCUACGUUCCCAUCAAAAGACCCACACAGGGGAGAAGCCACAUAAAUGCAUGAAAUGUGGAGAAAGCUUCAGUCAGAGUGGCAGUCUACGUUCCCAUCAAAGGACCCACACAGGGGAGAAGCCAUAUAAAUGCAUAGAAUGUAGAGAAAGCCUCAGUCAGAGUGACAGUCUACGUUCCCAUCAAAGGACCCACACAGGGGAGAAGCCAUAUAAAUGCAUAGAAUGUGGAAAGAGCUUCAGUCAGAGUGACAGUCUACGUUCCCAUCAAAGGACCCACACAGAGGAGAAGUCACCUUAAUGCACGGAAUAGGAACAGAGCUUUAGAAAAAGUUCAGCAUACAGUAGAUAUCACAGAACUCAUGUACCUCUAGAGGAGACGGGCCUUUGAGUUUCCGAAUCUAUAAAAACACAUUGGAAGGAAAGAGGAAGGCCAGCACCUUGCUCUCUCUCCACCAUGAAUCGGAGUUUGUGUGGCCUUGGUUGACGGCUACUGGGAGCAGGUGUCACUCAGAAUGGCAGCAAGCUUGGAAGGGGUUCACCUAACCUCCUCCGCAAAGAGACCCAUCACAGGCUUCUAGGAUGAUGUGUGAAGGUUUGCUGAAAUGAGCAGCAGCAGAGAUCUCUGGAUUAAAGGGUUCUGAAAAAGAAUAGCUCUUUGGUUGCAGAUAACGUCGUAUCUUCAUACUCCUGUCUUAUUUCUUGGCUCUUCUGCAUUCAAUGGCAUCAAUUUUUUCCCAUGCAUGUGUACUGUAUGUACUGUGAUCUGUCCUGAGUCCCUUGGUUGAAAUUUUGGGUGCUAGCCCUGUACUUUUAACCCUUUUCUGGACUUUGUUGUAUCCUGAAUCAUUGACUCUAAAUUCUGGACUGACGUCUAGGUUUCGUAUAUGGACUUGGACUUUGUUUGUAUCCCUGAUUUUCUGGCUUGACUUUGGGACUCUAAAUUCGGUUUGUACUCUUGAUUUCUUGGUUGUUGUUUUAUCAACUCAGCUGAAUGAACUCCUGGCAUGUGACUGUUGGGACUGUGACCUUGGUUCUUGUUAAUUUUCACUCCUGACCUGUAUCUGCAGUACUCAACUUGUCCGCAAUAAUUGGACUCUUGACCUGCACUUGUAUUCAUUGUUCCUUGAACUGUGUUGCUCCAAUUAUUUUAGCUCAGUGGUUCCCAACCUUUUUUUAACUAGGGAUCAUUUGACAAGGGACCACUCUCCAAAAUUAGUACCAGAAGGGUUAUAAAUCAGUUUUUGGUCAACUUUAGAUUUGGUUUGGUUAUUUGGAGUGAUGAUUCAGAAAAUUGCAUUGGAUAGACCACGUCAGCUCUCAUUCCUGAUAUGCCAUCCAGUUAGUCGUCAUCUGCUCGCCCACAGAAAACCAUAUUUAAUAAUUCUCAGGACUAUAAGAGGGUUUCGCGAGACCAGUCACUCUCAUUGUAAUGGUGUAGUAACUGUGAGGCUGUGAACCCUAUUUUAGUUCUUGCGGAUCACUGGUGGUCCAUGGACCCCAGGUUGGGAACCACUGUUUUAGCUGGACUGAAGACUUUAGUUUUCCUAUAAAAUAUGGUCUUGGCUUGUCUUGUGUUUGUUUAAUAAACCUCAGACUUUAUACCGAGAGAGCCCUGGAACAUGAGACCAUCAGCCUUGCUUUGUGUGUACUUAUCCCUGUGUAGAGUGAAACCCUUUCUGGAUAUGAGACUGUUCAAUCCCCACCUUUGGCAAAGGGUCCAUUAGGACACACAGUAUCCCUACCCAACUGCAGAGAAUGGAAGACAAAAAAUGACUACAACGACUGAUGAAGAUUCAUGAAUCUGUUGAGAUGGACAUAUUAACUACAUUGAUGAAGUAUAGAACCGCAUUGAAAGGAAAUAAGAGUAAAUAGAGAUACAAAUCAUAUAGUGAGUGAGUUUUGUAAAUUAGCGUUUGAUGUCAGUUAGUUUUGUUCUUAUUGUGCAAGGUGUGUGUCUUGUUCCCUUUAUAUUUGUUAAAUAGUCCUUUUUAAAAAAAAUGUACCAAAAUUAUUAUUUGUAUAAAAUAUUGUUUUUAAAUACCAAAAUUGUAAUUUGUGUAAACAUGCUUUGAUUUGUUUUUCUUCUUUAGUCUUUGAAUAAAUAUUGUUUUUUAAAAA